Messenger RNA from Andrographis paniculata, 3063 nucleotides. RefSeq names its product nucleolar complex-associated protein 2. The transcript has 12 exons. NCBI's taxonomy places the organism in Eukaryota, Viridiplantae, Streptophyta, Magnoliopsida, Lamiales, Acanthaceae. The record is from RefSeq and is a predicted model, not a curated record. Gene Ontology annotation, biological process: ribosomal large subunit biogenesis. The coding region runs from base 102 to 2327 and encodes 741 amino acids. Gene Ontology annotation, cellular component: Noc1p-Noc2p complex; nucleoplasm; Noc2p-Noc3p complex.
UACCCGGAAAUUUGAACCCGACCCGAAUAGCGAUAAACCCCUAACAAUUCUAACUAGGUUUUUGCGGCGGAACAAUUCUCUAGCACCAAGCUUCGUCUUCAAUGGGUUCCAAGGACAAAGCCAAGAAAUUGAAAGAUGAACGAGGUGCAACUAAAAGCGGCGGAUUGGAGAAGAAAGAAGCUAAAGAGCACAUCGGGACGUUGAGAAAGCUUCAAGAGAAGGAUCCAGAAUUCUAUGAAUUUUUGAAAGAACAUGACAAGGAGCUCUUGGAAUUUGAUGAAGAGGACUUGGUUGAUAAUGAUCAAACAGAGGCAGACGAGGAGGAGGAGGAAGAAGAAACUGAAGUCGAUAAUGUCGAACAAAGUGAGGAUGAAGCUGAAAAGGAAGUGAAGCCUUCCAAAAAUGUGAUUACUAGUGAUAUGGUUGAUACGUGGUGCAAUGAGAUCCGUGAGGGUGCAAAAUUGGGGGCUAUUCGAUCUCUAUUGAGGGCUUUUCGCAGCGCUUGUCAUUACGGCGAUGAUGCUGGGGAUGAUCCGAGUGCGAAACUUAGCACUAUGUCGAGCAGUGUUUUCAAUAAAAUAAUGGUAUUUGUUUUGAAUGAAAUGGAUGGGAUUUUUCGAGGAUUGUUGAAGUUACCCCAGUCUGGGGGAAAGAAGGAGAUGAUUGUGGAUCUAAUGCCGACGAGACGGUGGAAGAAUUAUAAUCAUUUGGUGAAGUCAUAUCUUGGGAACUCACUCCAUGUUCUGAAUCAAAUGACCGAUAAUGAAAUGAUAGCAUUCGUGUUAAGGCGUUUGAAGUAUUCGUCUUUGUUUCUAGCUGCCUUCCCGGCUCUCCAAAGAAAGUACAUCAAGGUUGCUCUUCACUUCUGGGGUACAGGGAGCGGCGCACUGCCAGUUGUCUCCUUUUUAUUCUUGAGAGACACGUGCAUACGGCUGGGUUCCGACUGCCUUGAUGAUUGCAUCAAAGGAAUGUAUAAAGCAUUCAUCAUAAAUUGCCACUUUGUCAAUUCGACAAAAUUGCAACACAUCCAGUUCCUGAGUAAUUGCUUCACCGAACUUCUUCACGUGGACCUUGCAUCAUCGUAUCAACACGCCUUCGCAUACAUCCGACAAUUAGCCAUGAUAUUGAAAGAUGCUCUCACAUGUUCGCCCAGAAAGAAGAAAGGUAAAACCAAGGGGAAGGAUGAACCGUCCGUUUCUAAGAAAGAUAAGGCAAAGGAAGCACCUUCGGGUUCCAGCAAAAAGGAAACUCACAGAAAGGUUUAUCAGUGGAAGUUCAUAAAUUGCCUUGAGCUCUGGACGAGCGUGGUUUGUGCUUACAGCUCGGAUCCUGAAUUGAGGCCACUUGCUUAUCCGUUGACUCAAAUUAUUACCGGAGCUGCUCGUUUAGUCCCGUCUGCUUGUUAUUUCCCCCUCAGAUUGCGGUGUGUGAGAAUGCUCAACCGAAUCAGUGCUUCAACCGGUUCCUUCAUACCCGUUUCUCUUCUUCUGGUGGAUAUGUUAGAGAUAAAAGAAUUGCAUAGACCUCCCACCGGAGGAGUGGGUAAAGCUGUCGAUUUGUUUUCCAUUUUGAAGGUCGGGAAAUCUACCUUGAAAACCCGAGCAUUUCAAGAGUCUUGUGUUUUCUCUGUCGUUGAGGAGCUGGCGGAACAUCUUGCUCAGUGGAGUUACUCUAUUGGGUUCAUGGAGCUUGCUUUUGUUCCUGGUGUUCGAUUGAGAAACUUCUGUAAGUCCGUGAAGGUCGAGAGGUUUCUUCGCGAAAUUAGGCAUCUCCUCCGUCAGAUCGAAGCAAAUUCUGAGUUCAUAAACAAGAAACGGGCAACAAUCUCGUUCUUGCCGAAUAGCCCUGCUUCCGAAACCUUCCUUGAGGAUGAGAAGAAGUCAGGCAACAGCCCCCUGUCGAAAUAUGUCGCGACUCUACGCCAAAGAGCUAAAGAAAGAACCGAUGCAUUGAUGGAAUCCAGUGUCCUGGUGGGAGAUGGCUCUUCGAAAUUUGGAAACAAGAUAACCGAUGACGAUGAUGAUGAAGACAACGAUGGCUCAGACGAUGAAGAAAACAGCGACGAUCAGCAGCAAGGGCGCUUUUCCAAGCCUAAGAACCAGAAGAACGACGCUAAGAAGAAAAGAAAACACUUGGAAGAGACGGCGACGGAGGAAGACAUCGUAGAGGAUUUCAUUCUCAGCUCUGGUGAAGACAGCGACAAUGAGGGAGAAGAACAUAGUGAUCCUGAACCGAAGAACACGCGAAAACAGCCUACGCCAACACCAAAAAACAAAAAGAAGUCGCGGCCUCGCAAUCGCAAGCAGAAGAAGAGGAAGACAACUUAAUUUCAUUCGACUUAGUUCUUCAGCUCCAUGAGCAAAAUGGCAUCUGUCUCCGUAGGUGCAAGAGCCAUUGGCGAACUUGUCGCAGAGCUUGGUUUUGUAGUAGAUCCCGGGGUUAUGGCCAGACGACAACGACAUGGGGUUCUUACUGGGCAGUCCUCCUGUGCCCGCGUUGAUAUUCACUAUGAGUUCCCGGACCAUUUGGCUGGCCUGCUUGAUCUGAUCAAAAGUGCCCUCGAGUUCAAUGUUCCGAAGAUUGGGAUCAGAUUCGUGUUCUCUUAUAGAAAGCUUGGAUCCCGUCGUGCGGCAUAUUUGCUUGGAGUUUAUGCCAUUCUUGCCAAUAAUGGCACCUGCCAUGGAAGCGUCGAUGCUGAUUUUAGCAGUGGCCGAGGCUCCAAAUCCGGAGGCUGAUCUGGGGUUAGCACCGCCGUAUCUUCCGGGCAUGGAAUGAGGGUCUUCAAAAGACGGCGCGGAUUGUCUGCCGAGCUCGCGUUGGCCGUGGGCAAAACGGCAUUUGUCCCCAAACUUGCAACCCUCUGGAGUGUUGAAUUUGCUGCACAGUCGAGUCUUGACGGCGGGUGGGGAAGAUCCGUCCGGGAAAGAUGGAGAGGCUAUUGAAUUUCUGGAAGUGGGUGGGAGAGCGGGGUUGGUGCCGAGCAUUUGAGUGACGGCUUUGAUGCCCCCGGGUAUAUAGUGCGAGAAGUGACAUCCCUCCCCGAACGAGCAUCCAGAAGGACUG